AUGGUGAUAUUGCCUUCCAUCGAAGUGUAUAUGGGUUGCACUGACGCUGAGGAGAGCGUAGAUAGCCUUAUGUUAAUCUGUUGUGGAAUACUUGGUAUGCUGAAGACAGUAUGGUUUCGCAUUUACGCAAGAAAUUUGACUAACAAUUAUAAUUCCGCUCGGAAUGAUUAUCUGAUAGUUGAAGAUGCCAAACAGAGAGCUAUUAUGCGAAAACAUGCUUUCACGGGAAGAACUCUCUGCUGUUUUAUGUUGUGCUUCUCUUACUUUAGCUGUAUAAUAUAUGCGCUAAUUCCCCUUUUUGGUGAUGAUAAAAAUAAACAGAUAAAUGUAACGCACGAGAACGUAUUAUUACAGUAUACAGUACCCUCAAGAUGCGCCUUAGAGUACCUCAAUGUUCCAACAAGCAUGUAUAGAACCUUGUGUCUCAUUGAAGCUGUCUCGCUUAUUCUAACAAGUACUACUAAUCACGGUAACGACUCUAUGUUUAUUAACAUUACGUUACAUGUAUGUGGUCAAGUGGAAAUUUUAAAAGCGAAAUUUAUUGAGUUUGACGUUACAAGUCCACGAGUUUAUGAGCGUCUUAUUACGUUAAUUAAAAGGCAUUGUUACUUGAUAAGGAUGGCUAGAAAACUUGCGGAUACAAUUAGUUUUGUUUUGCUAAUUCAGCUAUUCAUUAUCAGCAUACAGUUAUGUAUAACAGGAUUUCAGUUUAUCCUAGCUUUGAAAGUUAACGACCCUGUUAUGGCAGGAAAAAGUGUAAUGGUGCAGAGUACCUUUCUGUCACAGUUGACGCUAUAUAGUUUUAUUGGAGACUAUCUAAAAACCCAAAUGGAAGAAAUAGGGCUUUGUAUUUAUCAAAACGCUUGGUAUAAUCUUCCUGCAAAAAUUACAAGAAACUUAAUCUUUAUCAUUAUGCGGACUGAGUCUCCUGUCACAUUGCAUGCCGGAACAUUAUUUGUGGUAAAUUUGUCGUCAUACAUGAGUAUCUUAAAAGCGUCUAUUUCGUAUCUAUCUGUACUUCGAGUAAUGGUAGAGACAUAAAAAGUAUGAUAUGUACAUAUAAAUGAAAGAAUUAUGCAAAAACUCUAAAUCGGUUUACGAUUGAGCAAAACAGAGAUUUGUAAAAAAAGAAUUUAAUAGAAUGUGAUUUUAAUGAAGUUGUUUAUCUUAUUAACGCGUGCAAGUGUCUUGUUGUGCCAAAUCAAUUUUCUUAAUGUAAUAUAAAAAAUA
Molecule: messenger RNA, 1230 nt
Organism: Monomorium pharaonis (pharaoh ant)
Lineage: Eukaryota; Metazoa; Arthropoda; Insecta; Hymenoptera; Formicidae
Product: odorant receptor 13a
Exons: 3
Coding region: 1-1041 (346 amino acids)
Biological process (GO): sensory perception of smell; detection of chemical stimulus involved in sensory perception of smell
Cellular component (GO): plasma membrane
Molecular function (GO): olfactory receptor activity; odorant binding
Source: RefSeq, a predicted model, not a curated record